Molecule: messenger RNA, 5361 nt
Organism: Dromiciops gliroides (monito del monte)
Lineage: Eukaryota; Metazoa; Chordata; Mammalia; Microbiotheria; Microbiotheriidae
Gene: COL20A1
Product: collagen type XX alpha 1 chain
Exons: 38
Coding region: 75-4244 (1389 amino acids)
Molecular function (GO): protein binding
Source: RefSeq, a predicted model, not a curated record
AUGUAGAUGGACACAUCUUCCCUCUUGGACAAAUCUGGAAGGAAGUUUCUUUGAAGGAGAAGGCCCAGAGUGCCAUGACAGCCCAGGUAUGCAUCUGCAUCUGGUUGGUCUGGGCCUCAGUGUUGGACCUCAUUCAUGGACAAGGACCCAGCCUAGGGACUAGUCGACUGAGGCUGACUGUGCUGUCUGAAGACCGACUCCAGAUGAAGUGGAAGGAAUCAGAAGGAAAUACCAAUGGCUACAAAGUUCAAGUAAAGCCCAUGGCAGGGGACUCAGAACAGGAAGUAAUGCUGACUACCAAGACACCUAAAGUCACUGUGGUUGGACUGAGCCCCACCAAAGAAUACACACUCCAAAUAUUUGCACUUGGUGGCUCCCGUGACACCCUGCUGGCCAGGCGGAGGUUUGUGAUUGAGGAUUUGAAGAGCAUGGGCAGGAAUAACCGGAAGCCAUCAGGGGAAACCCUGGAGCUCAUUCCCCCUUCAGUGGGAAAUCAUGAAUUUGAGCAGAUUCCUGAGCUUGAAACAACUUCACCUACUUGGAAUGGAGUCUCUCCCACUUUAGGUCCUCAGUUCCAUUGCGAUACCUCCAUUCCUGUGGAUAUAGUAUUCCUGGUGGAUGGGUCAUGGAGUAUUGGGCGAAGUAACUUCAGGCUCAUCAGAGAAUUCCUGGCCAACAUCAUUGCUCCUUUUCAUAUUGCCCAAGAUAAAGUACGAAUUGGUUUGUCCCAAUACAGUGGAGAUCCUCGAACUGAAUGGGACCUAAAUUCAUUCAGCACCAAGGAUGAAGUUCUAGAGGCUGUGCGAAAUCUCCGUUACAAGGGUGGUAACACUUUCACAGGUCUUGCACUGACUCAUGUACUACAGCAGAACCUGAAGCUUGAAGCUGGGUCACGAUCUGAGGCAGUUAAAGUGGUGAUUCUUCUGACUGAUGGCAAGUCCCAGGAUGAUGCCCAACUGGCUGCUCAAGUUCUCAAAGACCUAGGCAUGGACAUCUUUGCCAUUGGAGUGAAGAAUGCUGAUGAGUCUGAGCUCAUGGACCUGGCCUCCCUACCCCUGGAUGUCACAGUUCACAAUGUCCAGGAUUUCCCUCUCCUUGGCAACCUGACCAACAGACUCAUCCGACUCCUUUGCUGGAAGAUCCAAGAGAGAAGUAGGCGCAGGGACCUAGGUGUCCCGGCUAAUAGAUGGCUCCACCCAAGCCCUACGAAUUUGAUUGUAUCGGAGGUGACAGCCACAGGGCUCCGCCUGGCCUGGACCCCUCCUCUGGAGCCUGCCAGGAAGUACAGGAUCGUGUAUCAUCCCUCCAGAGGUGGCACACCCAGGGAGGUCACAGUGGAAGGGGCUACCUCAUCUGCCCAGCUGCUGGAUUUGACUUCCAACACAGAGUACUUGGUUACAGUGUUUCCUGUGUAUAAGAAUGGUGUUGGAGAGGGGCUCCGGGACAUUGUGACUACAUUACCAUUGUCUCCACCAAGCUCACUGACCAUUUCCAGCGUAACCCACAGUAGUAUCCACUUGACCUGGCAGCCCACAAAUAAAGCUACCCACUACUUGGUCCACUGCACUUCAUCAGCUUCCCCUAGAGAGCAGGAGGUGGAGGAGGAAGAGGAAGGUGGUAAAGAGGUUCGAGUGGGGGAUCCUGAAGUUCUGCUGGAAGGUCUGGCUCCCGGCACAGAGUAUAGCAUUGCUGUGUAUGCCCUCUUUGGGGAGGAUGUCAGUGAGCCUCAGAGCAUCCGAGUCAAGACCUUGUCCUUGGAACUCCCCAAACACCUGAGCUUCUCUGAGGUCAGCCACAGCUCUGUGCGAGUUCACUGGGAGGCAUCAUCACGGGGGGUGCGCAUGUACCAUGUGUCCUAUGUCUCACUGGAAGGGAACCAAGCUGGGGAGAUAGAUGUCUCCAGGAAUGCCUCUUCUGUCAAACUGACUGCAUUAUCCUCCUCCACCUCAUAUAUUGUCAGUGUCACAUCAAUCCACAAAGAGGGUGAUUCCUCCACACUCACUGGACGAGUGACCACACGAAAAGUUCCAGCCCCAAGCCACUUAAAAGUAACUGAACUGCCAGGGGAUGAUGUCCGGCUGGAGUGGGCUGCUGCAGCAGCCUCUGGUGUGGUGGUUUAUCAGAUCAAAUGGAUGCCCUUAGGUGAAGGAAAAGCCUAUGAGAUUUCUGUCCCAGGGAACCUAGGCACUGCUACUUUGCCUGGUCUAGGGAAGCAUGCAGAAUAUGAGAUCUCCAUCUUAGCCUAUUACAGAGAUGGGGCCCGCAGUGACACAGUGUCCCUCCGAUAUACUCCAAUGAGCAGGAAUCCACCCCUGAACCUUGUGUUAGCCUCAGAGACUCCCAGCAGCCUUCGGAUCCUCUGGACACCCCCUAACGACAACGUUCUGCACUAUAGACUCACCUAUGCCCUGGCCUCUGGCUCUGGCCCUGAGAAAACAAUCAUAGUUCCUGGCCCUGAGAACCACGUGACACUUCCUCUCCUGCUCCCUGGGACCAAGUACAAGGUUAUGGUUUCAGCUGUCUACAGCCUGGGGGAGAGUAAUGUUGUGUCUGCCAUAGGAAGGACUGCGGCUUGUCCAGCUCUCCGUGCCAACAGCUCUCUACCAGGCUUUGACAUGAUGGAAGCUUUUGGCCUGGUGGAGAAGGAGUAUGCAUCCAUCAAAGGGGUCUCAAUGGAGCCCUCUGUCUUCAGUGGAACUCGGACCUAUAUGCUCUUCAGGGAUGUGCAGCUGAUGCGUCGAGCCAGUGAAAUCCAUCCGGCUGCCCUCCCCCCAGAGCACACCAUCAGCUUUCUCCUGCGUGUGCUUCCAGAGACACCCAGGGAGCCCUUUGCGCUGUGGCAGAUCACUGAUGAGACCUUUGAGCCCCUUCUUGGAGUCACCCUUGAUGCUGGGAGAAAGUCCCUGACCUAUUUCAAUCGUGACCACAAGGCUGAGUUGCAAGAAGUCACAUUUGAUUUGCAGGAAGUGAAGAAGAUAUUUUAUGGGAGCUUCCACAAGGUACAUGUGGCAGUCAGUCGCACCAAGGUCAAGCUCUAUGUUGAUUGUCGGAAAGUCACAGAGAGGCUGAUCAAUGAGGCAGGGAGCCCAUCAACUGCAGGAUUUGUCAUGUUGGGGAAACUAACCAAGACCAGAGGUCCCCGUAGUGGUUCGGCAACUUUUCAGCUCCAGACCCUGCAGAUUGUUUGCAGUGAUACCUGGGCUGAGGAGGACAGAUGCUGUGACGUCCCUGCACUGAGAGACGCAGAAACCUGUCCUGCACUGACUUCUGCCUGCACUUGCUCUUCAGAUCAGCCUGGCCCUCCAGGGCCUCCAGGGCCCCCUGGCACCCCAGGGAGGAGAGGCAUCCAGGGGGAGCAAGGGACUCCAGGACCUAGAGGAGAACCAGGUCCACCCGGACAGACUGGACCAGAGGGCCCUGGAGGUCAGCAGGGGUCACCAGGCACUCAGGGUCUCACUGUUCAGGGCCCUGUGGGCCCACCAGGGGUCAAAGGUGAGAAGGGGGACAUUGGACAUCCAGGCUUACAGGGCCAUCCUGGCCACCAAGGACCACCUGGGAGACAUGGCCUCCAGGGUCCAAAGGGGAUGAGGGGAUUUGAAGGUACAGCUGGCUUUCCAGGACCUCCCGGCCCAAGGGGCUUUCAAGGAAUAGCUGGCACCAGAGGCAUCAAUGGGGAGAAGGGCCCCCCUGGAGAUGUGGGACCCACGGGACUCCCUGGGCCCAAAGGAGAACGAGGAGAGAAGGGAGAACCUCAGUCUCUUGCCACCAUUUACCAGUUGGUCAGCCAGGCUUGUGAGCAGUUGAUUCAGACUCAUGUAUUGAAAUUUGAUCCAUUUCUUCAUGAGAACACCAGGCCCCCAGUGCCUGUCUGGGAGGAGGAGUUGAAGUCAGGAGAGCCAGGCUUACCUGGUCUUCCUAGCCUUCCUGGCCAGAAAGGAGACAGAGGAGAGGAUGGAUUCCCUGGAGAGCCUGGGAGAGAGGGCUACCUAGGUGAACUGGAAGUCAAAGGACAGAAGAAGGGUCCUGGUCUAUCAGUGCAAGGGCCUCCUGGACUCUUUGGAAGAACAGGCCCAUCAGGGGAAGAUCUGCUAGAAAAACUGGGAUCUCAGGGUUCUCCAGGACCAGGUGACCCCUCAAAAUUUUCAGGGGUUGUGGGUCAAGCUGGAAAGUCUACCCCCUCAGGGGAUUGUGAACCCUCAGGAUGUCUCCUGGAGAAUCUAAGAGAUGCUGACUUGAUCCCCUGAUCCUGGCAAGGCUGGACCCCAAGCAGGUUCUCAGGGACCCCCAGUUUGGCUCCUGCUUGGCCUGCUUGUUCCAUUCACCUUUGCCCUUCUCAACUGUGUAGGCUAUUCCAGACUAUACAUUUUCCCCCACAGCUGUCUGAUGCAUCUACAUGUAAGGGGUCUUUGAUGGUUUGAUGACAGCUAUUCUGGUGGAAUCUGGAAAGGUUGGGAGAAAAAGUCAUGAGGGAACCUGAAGAUGGAAAUAGGAAUGGAGGGUACAGAGACAGCAAGGAUUUUUCCCCUCUCUUUAUCCCUGGAGUUUGUUUGUUUUUUGUUGUUUUUGGCAGGGCAAUGGGGGUUAAGUGACUUGCCCAGGGUCACACAGCUAGCUAAAUGUCAAGUGUCUGAGGCUGGAUUUGAACUGAGAUCCUCCUGAAUCCAAGGCCAGUGCUUUAUCCACUGUGCCACCUAACUGCCCCAGCCCUGGAGUUUUUAGUAAGGUUCCUGGGUGCUAGUUAUAGGAAAAGAGAAGGGAUCUGAGUGGAGAGAGCACUGCUCCAGAUUCACUUUCUAUGACAACCUUACAACAUUCCUGCAGUUGUAGCCUGUUUCUGUCUGCCCUGGGAUCAGCAUCCCUUAUUCUCAGAGAUUGUCUGUUCUUAGCUUCUGUUGGCUCUGGGCUGGGCAAAAACCCAGCCCCUGUCACUCAGUUGAGUCUAGUUUCAGUUAUUUUUGUUGAAAGGCCUCACUGCUUUGUGCUACCUAUCUUAUGGUUGGUAACAUUCCCGGGAGCCCAUUGACAUGGCUGGCUGGGCAGAGGGAAAUGGAAGGAGUCAGGAUACUUUGGUGAUGGGAGUGUGGGAGACUUUCAUGGUAUGUUAGCACGGCAUAAGGGUUAGGCUGACAGGGCAAGCAUCUUGACAUGUAUAAUUGGCUUAUUUGGAUUAAAUGCUAUAAGAACUGAAGGAACACUCAAUGUGUGAAGGAUUAUGUAUUAAAAACUAUGUGAUUUCAGGUCAUCAAGAAAAUACCUUGAUACUUGACUGCCAGCUAGAGUGCUAUGUGACCACCCAUGGUUCCAUCUCUCUUCCACAGCUACUUUUAUCUGCAAGCUCCUUUCCCCUCUUCCCUCUUGGAA